AUGUUCAGUCACAGUAGAGCAAGCGCGAGCGGGCUCAUAAACAGUGCAAAGAAGGCAGUGACGCUCAUCACCCAGCCCCGCACGUUAGCUUCUCCUCUCCUUUUCACCUCGCGCCCCGCUAACGAACGCCUUGCGUCCCAAUCUCACCGCUCCUUCGCCACCAUGAACCAGAACGAAGACCCAAUCGAAGCUCUAUUCCAGCAAAAGCGCUCGCUCCGGUCCAGAAUGCGCAAAGAGCUCAGAAACAUGGACCCGCUUCGAAGAUCCGAAGAAGAUGCUGCAAUUCAGAGCAUUGUUGUAAAUGCUCCCUGGUUCAAAUCUAGCAAGAGUGUAUGUGCUUACAUUAGCUCCCCUGCUUUACGAGAGGUCGAUACGACAGGAAUUGUUUCAGAAAUUUUAUCCAAACCAGCCAAUGAGAGUGAUGUGCCGAACAGGAAAAAGCUUUAUGUUCCUCGUGUAGAGGAUAGGAAUAGCAAUAUGAGAAUGCUCAGGAUUUCCAGUGUUGAUGAUUUGAUUGUGAACUCAAUGAACAUUUUGGAACCAGCUCUUUCAGAUUCUGAUGGGAAGCAGCAUGAAGACGUUAUGGAGGCAAGGGAUCCAGUUGACUUGUUCAUCGUACCUGGGCUUGCAUUUGACAGAUGUGGAAGGCGUUUAGGCCGUAGUGGAGGCUACUAUGAUUUGUUCCUAAAGAAGUACCAAGAGCUUACAAAGGAACGAAAAUGGAAGGAGCCCCUUUGUGUUGCACUUUCAUAUUCUAUACAGAUCAUGGAGGAAGGAGCAAUAGCUGUCACUUCAAAUGAUGUUUCUAUGGAUGCUCUUGUAUCUCCAGCCAGUGUCAUUCCAAUAAGCCCUGCUGCUUGGGAGAGGAGCAUGGGUUAA
Molecule: messenger RNA, 879 nt
Organism: Prunus armeniaca (apricot)
Lineage: Eukaryota; Viridiplantae; Streptophyta; Magnoliopsida; Rosales; Rosaceae
Source: the annotation of a GenBank genome assembly